Messenger RNA from Quercus robur (English oak), 1317 nucleotides. Its product is annotated as dof zinc finger protein DOF1.4-like. The coding region runs from base 37 to 1032 and encodes 331 amino acids. Gene Ontology annotation, molecular function: DNA-binding transcription factor activity; DNA binding. Gene Ontology annotation, biological process: regulation of DNA-templated transcription. The transcript has 2 exons. NCBI's taxonomy places the organism in Eukaryota, Viridiplantae, Streptophyta, Magnoliopsida, Fagales, Fagaceae. The record is from RefSeq and is a predicted model, not a curated record.
UUGUUACCAAAGCUUAAGCUGCAUAAUUUUUUUUAUAUGCUCACCACCACGGCUCUACUAAAACCACAUAUCAAUCAAAACUCUCUUGGUCCAUACAUAUCUCAAGUUUCUAGUGAUGGGGUUGAUUGGAGCCAGACCUUAUUGCAGACUCAAAGUUUAGAGCUGCCAAAACCUCCUCCGAUGAGGCGACGACAACAACAACAACAACAACAACAGCAACAAAAUCAGCAGCAGCAAUCCGAUCCAUUGAAGUGCCCAAGAUGUGAAUCAACAAACACAAAGUUCUGUUACUACAACAACUACAACAAGUUACAGCCUCGGCAUUUCUGCAGAGCUUGCAAAAGGCACUGGACUAAGGGCGGAACUCUACGCAAUGUUCCUGUGGGUGGCGGCCGCAAGAAUAAGCGGCACAAAAAAUCAACCACCGCUGCCUCUGCCAGCACCAGCACUAGUACUGCUCACGCAGCCACCACCAACAGCACCAAUACCGACAUCAAUAAUAGAUUCGCUGCCCACAUGUUAAUUGAAGCUCAGCAGCAAAGGCAGAAUCUUCCUGCUCUUUCACUUGGUGAUCACAAAAGCAUAUCUGAAAUCCUCUUUCAUUCACUGAUUCGUUCACCAUCUUCGAUGCAACAUCAGAAUUUGAUCAAUUCCAGCAACAACAUGGACAGCAAAAAUUUCAGCAGCAACAGUAACAUUCAUAUGGGUUCAACUCUGCCUCUUCCUUCAGGCCAAAGCCUACACUUUCCAUUUUCAAGCUCAAGCUCUUUUAACACCAACCCAUCUUCAAUUUCAACCUCUUUACAUUCUUCAAGUGUCUAUAAUUACACUGAAGGAUUCAAAACCAUUGAGGAGCCAACCAUUACCAGUAUCAUGGCCAAUACAAGCACCUCUGCCCCACAGCCAUGGCAAGUACCUACUACAACAAGCAGUACCAUGGACAUGACAACUUACUGGAACUGGGAUGACAUUGAUACCUUUGCCUCUACUGAUCUCAAUCUACCAUGGGAUGAUUCUGAUAUCAAACCAUAGAAGACUUUAACCAUGUUAGCAUUGUCCAUAAUUUUGAUUUUUAGUUUGGUAUUUAUGUUUGAUAAGAAUGAGUUCAAAUCUUCAAUGUAAUAGUAUUUGUAUGUCUGUGUGUGUCUUGGUUGCUAAACUGUUUGAGGCUCUUUUUUAGUUACUGCUUCAGGCUAAGGUGUCCCUCUCUAUCUUUUCCUUAAUUAGAUGGAAUUGUAUCAUGUAUGAUAUGUAUGUUAGGUAGAUUAGUUUUGUUCUUCACCAUAUAUAGAUGUUGAUAGAAUUUUGGGUGUUUUA